GGGCAUUCCGUAUUUCAAUUGCCGUGUGUGUGUUGGGUCCUAUGAGUAUUAAAUGUUUCCAUAUAUAAGUCAUCUUUUGAUGCAUAAUAAACACUAAAUAACUGCUAAGAGCAUUAACUGAGUAUUUUCUGUUUUGUAGUGCACACUUUAGCUCUGUUGUUCCUUCGAAACUUGAUCUGUGGUCCUAAGUGCUGUAGUGAAAGUCAACAGCUAUAUAUAAUUUGUUGAUAAGGUCCAGAAAACAACUUUUUGUGAGUUAAGACGAAAUGUCAACUGAAGGUGCUUCAUGCUCAAGUGAAAUUUCAGUGAACGUAAGCGACGCGUUCCAACGUAUUAUGCUGAAUAAGAGAUUCGGAAGCUGGAUUGAAUUAGAUAAUGCGCUAAAGGAUUUCCAUAAAAUGACCCAUACACACUAUGUUCACGCAGAAAGUAGAUUGUUGAAGGAUGUGAGAUAUAAAUACUUGUUCGUAGUGUUUCGUUGCACGUUUGGUCGUAAACGUAAAUCAGAAGGUCUGAAUGUGAUUAAAAAACCGUCUAAAUUUUUAAAUUGCCAAUCGAUGUUUCGCGUAAGAUUGGAGGGUCAACAAUACGUUAUAAAAUCUUACAACAUGACUCACAACCAUCCGUGUACUAGUUCGUGGAUGGUUUGUGAUCCGUUGAGUAGACGAUUGUCAUCAGAAGAAAAAGAAAACUUGAAACCAGUUAUAUUGCACUGUCAGUCGACGGACGAAGUUAUCGAAAGUAUUAAGGAAAGAACAGGUAAGCAGGUGACCGCUGCUGAUGUCAAAAAUAUGAAAGCUGAACUCUCCACUGGUAAGUGUAUAUAAAUAUAUUUCAGGUUGGACUCGGAAGCAGGUAUUGCAGAUGAUGCGACAAAACGGUGAAGUUAGAGAGCAUGCAGAAAAUGGAUCUAUUACGGCGGUAUGCUUCAGCAGUUAUGAUCAGAUACGGCUGUACAAUCAAUAUCCCGAAGUCGUGUGUAUUGAUUCUACUUAUAAAACUAAUAAUAAAAAGU
This is a messenger RNA of Schistosoma intercalatum, 1015 nucleotides long. The record is from the annotation of a GenBank genome assembly. Lineage: Eukaryota; Metazoa; Platyhelminthes; Trematoda; Strigeidida; Schistosomatidae.